Molecule: messenger RNA, 1372 nt
Organism: Calliphora vicina (urban bluebottle blowfly)
Lineage: Eukaryota; Metazoa; Arthropoda; Insecta; Diptera; Calliphoridae
Gene: Dhod
Product: dihydroorotate dehydrogenase 2
Exons: 3
Coding region: 79-1278 (399 amino acids)
Biological process (GO): pyrimidine ribonucleotide biosynthetic process; 'de novo' pyrimidine nucleobase biosynthetic process
Cellular component (GO): cytoplasm; mitochondrial inner membrane
Molecular function (GO): dihydroorotate dehydrogenase activity
Source: RefSeq, a predicted model, not a curated record
CCUGAUUGUUAACAUUGUUUUAUUACUUCUUCUGUUUUUAAUAAAUGUGCAAUUUUAUUUUAAUAAAUUAAUGUAGAUAUGGCGGCUAAUGCUCCAAAAGUUGCUAACAAGCUUAAAACCUUUGCUUUGGUUUGCACGGGAGGCGGUUUAAUAUUUUCCGGUUUAUGCAUUUAUCAAGGUGAUGAGCAAUAUUAUAAGAAAAUAUUAAUGCCGGCCACUCGGCUGCUGCCACCAGAAACUAGCCACAAAUUGGCAGUGUGGGCCUGUAAAUAUAAACUUUUCGGCAAGCCCCGGAAACCUGAUGAUGCUAUAUUGAGCACCAAUUUCUUUGGUUUGACCUUAUCCAAUCCCUUGGGUAUUGCUGCUGGUUUUGAUAAACAAGGAGAAGCCGUGGAAGGUUUGUCCCAAAUAGGUUUUGGUUUCGUUGAAAUUGGCUCGGUUACACCGGAGCCUCAACCAGGCAAUCCUUUGCCCCGUGUGUUCCGUUUGGUCGAAGAUGAAGCCAUAAUUAAUCGUUAUGGCUUUAAUAGUGAGGGUCAUGCUGAAGUAUUUAAACGUCUAAAAACUCUUAAAGAUUCGGGGAAUUUUCAAGGAGUUUUAGGCAUAAAUUUGGGUAAAAACAAAACAUCUCCUUCGGCCAAGGAGGAUUACAAAAAAGGUGUAUUGAUAUUUGGUCCUAUAGCCGACUAUUUGGUUAUAAAUGUUAGCAGUCCCAAUACCCCCGGCUUAAGAGAUCUACAGGGUAAAAAGGAUUUAGAGGAACUUUUGGAAACUGUCAUGCAAACGCGUAAUGAUUUGCAUGUUAACAAUAAAGUACCUGUACUGCUUAAACUUGCGCCUGAUCUAACACAACAGGACAUUAAAGACAUAGCUUCUGUUUUAAAUAAGAAAUCAUGUCGCGUCGAUGGCCUAAUAGUUUCCAAUACAACGAUUGCCCGUGAUAAUCUUAAAGAGGUAUCAUUAACAGCUUUGGAGACUGGCGGUUUAAGUGGUGUUCCAUUACGUUCAAAGUCCACGCAAUUAAUAGCACAAAUGUAUUACCAAACAGGUGGAAAAAUCCCUAUAAUGGGUGUGGGCGGUAUAUCAUCAGGACAAGAUGCAUAUGAAAAGAUUGAAGCUGGUGCAUCAUAUCUGCAGCUUUAUACCUCAUUUAUUUAUCAUGGUCCUCCAGUAGUCAAACGUGUUAAAAAUGAACUGGCUGAAAUAUUACAUGCUAAAAAUUACAAGUCAAUCUCGGAAGCUGUGGGUAGUAAUUACAAAAGUUAUUUAAAUAAAUGAAAUUUUUAUUUGAAUUAAACGUUCAUAAAGAAAGGCAUAAUUAAGUUUUAAAGUGCACUCUUUUUGUAAAUAAAAAAGCAUGCUAUUUUGAUAA